Gigantopelta aegis is the source of this 1213-nucleotide messenger RNA. Its product is annotated as 3-oxoacyl-[acyl-carrier-protein] reductase FabG-like. The coding region runs from base 40 to 831 and encodes 263 amino acids. The transcript is spliced from 9 exons. NCBI's taxonomy places the organism in Eukaryota, Metazoa, Mollusca, Gastropoda, Neomphalida, Peltospiridae. The record is from RefSeq and is a predicted model, not a curated record.
AAAACACUUUUGAGACAACCCCGCCUAACUUCUUCCAUAAUGGCGACCACGGUCAGCAGCUUAUCGGGAAAAGUGGCUCUAAUAACGGGUGCCAGCUCCGGUAUCGGUGCUGCUACGGCGGUCCUGUUUUCCAAACUGGGUGCUUCGCUGGCUCUGACAGGGCGAAAAAUUGACAACUUGACACAAGUGGGAGAGAAAUGCGAAAAACUGUCGUCUCCAUCUCGGAAACCUUUCUUGGUGUCGGGUGAUCUGUGUAACGAGGAAGAUACGAAAAAGAUAAUGAAGGAGACGAUAGAACACUUCGGACAGCUUCACAUUUUGGUUAACUGUGCAGGUAUUCUGGAGAGUGGAUCCGUAGAGAACACCUCGCUAGAACAAUAUGAUAGGCUUUUUAAUGUUAACGUCAGGUCUGUCUAUCACCUGACGAUGUUGGCGGUUCCGCACCUAACUGCCACGAAGGGCAAUAUUGUGAACGUGUCCAGUGUGAACGGAAUAAGGGCUUUCCCUGGUGUGCUAGCUUACUGUAUGUCAAAGAGUGCGAUAGACCAGUUUACACGGUGUUGUGCCCUUGAACUAGCACCUAAACAAGUCCGAGUCAACAGUGUGAACCCCGGCGUCAUUGUCACGGAGUUACAGAAGCGCGGAGGUAUGAAUGAUGAAGUAUAUGCAAAGUUUCUAGAAAGAAGCAAGGAGACGCACGCCCUGGGCCGUCCAGGCCUGCCGGACGAAGUGGCACGUGCCAUCGCUUUCCUGGCGUCAGACGACGCCGCCUUCAUCACUGGCGCGCAACUUCCGGUGGACGGUGGAAGACAUGCUAUGUGUCCUCGAUAAAUCACGUGACAUAUCUGUCAUUGGCUGUACAGAUAUCACGCAACACUUGGACUUUUAAAGGAAAUACAUUGAUUGUUGAAACUUCGAAAUCCUGGUGAUGGCUGGUGUGCGUUAUGAUUUAUCUGGGGGCAUCAGCUAAUUAUAUUAAUUAUUACUACACAGUAUGGUGUAAUGGAAAAUGAAACGAUUUCUAAUGUACACAAUCAUGUUUUAGGUUAAAACAAACUGGGCAGUGAUUGUAAAUCGAUUUAUUUACAUCUUGAAUGGGAACCCUGAGAAUGAUUUGAUAAUGUAGAUAUAUAUAUACAAUAUUUCAUCAUAUAAUGUAGUCAUUGUUAUGCCAUUCAUAAAAUAUGCAGAUUAAAAAGAAAUGCUAUUCAAA